UGAUUUCCUUUAGGAUGGAUUGGUUUGAUCUCCUUGGUGUCCAAAGGUCUCUCAAGAGUCUUCUCCAUGCAUAGGAAUCUUGUUAAAAUAAAGAUGCUGGCUCUAGGGGCCUGGGGUGGGGGUGCUGAGACUUCCCCAUUCCCAACCAGUUCCCAGAUGCUUCUGCUGGUCUGAGGCCACGCUCUGAGUUCUGGUGGAUUUGGGAAAUCUCAGCCAGGUUCUGAAAAUGGCCACAGACCUGCUGCCUUGGGUGGGGGAGGGCAAGCAUCGCCUCGACUUCAAUGCUGGGACUCUAGCCUUGGUGAUAGGCCCACGGCAGUCUGUUGUUGGAUCAUCUGCCAUCAGCUUCUCAACAGAGAAAGGAAAGCAGCAGCGUUCAUUUUAAGAAAACAUCAUUAUUUUAAGCUGUUCUGCCCCUUCCCCACAUCUCCAAGUUCUAUGACACAUCCUUGUUGAAAAUGCUGAUAAUGCUAUUUGGGUGGCGGGAAGCCAGUUUCUGGCUGUUCAUUGCUUGAGGCUGGGGCUAGGGUCAGGGCAGGAGGCGGGGUCUGUGGAGGGUUUAAGGAGAGAAAGGGGCCAGGCAGAUGGAGAAGCCAAGGCCUGGGAAUAAAGCUGAUUGGUGUGUCAGCAAAAUCUGUCACUGGCUUUGGUGAUUCGAAAGGCAGACACAUUCUUUCAUCUCUGUUAAUCCUCAUCUGAUACAGGAUUUCCCUGCCAUUAAAUCUGGAGAAAGAAAAAUAGGUACUCAAACCUGCACCAGCAACUAUUUCUCCUCUCCUCCUGCUCACCAUCCUCCCUGCCCUCACUUUACUUCUCUGUCGAAUCAUUUUUAACAUCUGUGGCUGCUUGAUUCGGGAGAUGGAUGGGCUGGGGGAGCCGAAGGGCACCUCGGAGGAGGAGCGGGAUCAAGCAGACCCCUAGGAUGGUAGGGAUUCCACAGCUGGGUGGUUCUAAGCCAGCAGGCACAUGGAAAGCUGUGGGAUGCUGAGCCUGCUGCUGCAUGCGAUGGUCCUCGGCCUGCCCAGCACCCGGGCUGCCGAGGACACCUGCGUGAACGCCUGCCCGGCCGCCUGCGUUUGCAGCAGCGUGGAGCGCCGCUGCUCCGUGCGCUGCGACCGCGCGGGCCUCCUGAGGGUGCCGGCCGAGUUCCCGUGCGAGGCGGCCUCCAUCGACCUGGACCGCAACGGCCUGCGCUUCCUGGGCGAGCGGGCCUUUGGCACGCUGCCGUCGCUGCGCCGCCUGUCGCUGCGCCACAACAACCUGUCCUUCAUCACGCCCGGCGCCUUCAAGGGCCUGCCGCGCCUGGCCGAGCUGAGCCUGGCGCACAACGGCGACCUGCGCUACCUGCACGCGCGCACCUUCACCGCUCUCGGCCGCCUGCGUCGCCUCGACCUGACAGUCUGCCGCCUCUUCAGCGUGCCCGAGCGCCUUCUGGCCGAGCUGCCCGCUCUGCGCGAGCUCGCCGCCUUCGACAACCUGUUCCGCCGCGUGCCCGGCGCGCUGCGCGGCCUGGCCAACCUGACGCAUGCGCACCUGGAGCGCAGCCGCAUCGAGGCCGUGGCCUCCAGCUCGCUGCUGGGCCUGCGCCGCCUGCGCUCGCUCAGCCUGCAGGGCAACCGCGUGCGCGCCGUGCACGGCGGCGCCUUCCGCGACUGCAGCGCCCUGGAACACCUGCUGCUCAACGACAACCUGCUGGCCGCGCUGCCGGCCGAUGCCUUCCUCGGCCUCCGCCGCCUGCGCACGCUCAACCUGGGCGGCAAUGCGCUGGGCCGCGUGGUGCGCGCCUGGUUUGCCGAGCUGGCCGAGCUCGAGCUGCUCUACCUGGACCGCAACCGCAUCGCCUUCGUGGAGGAGGGCGCCUUCCAGAACCUCUCGGGCCUCCUGGCCCUGCAUCUCAACGGCAAUCACCUCACUGUGCUUGCCUGGGCUGCCUUCCAGCCCGGCUUCUUCCUGGGCCGCCUCUUCCUCUUCCGCAACCCGUGGCGCUGCGACUGCCGCCUGGAGUGGCUGCGGGACUGGAUGGAGAGCUUUGGGCGCACCGCUGACGUGCCCUGCGCCUCUCCGGGCUCGGUGGCUGGCCUCGACCUCCGCCAGGUGGCCUUCGGGCGCUCCUCCGAAGGCUUCUGUGUGGACCCUGACGAGCUGAACCUCACGGCUUCCAGUCCCGGCUCAUCCCCAGAGCCGGCGGCCACCACAGUGAGCAGGUUCAGCAGCCUCCUCUCGAAGCUGUUGGCCCCGAGGGCCCCGGUGGCGGAGGCAGCCAAUACCACUAAGGGGCCGGUCAACACCUCGCUGUCCGACAGCCUUCCCUCUCUCGGGGUAGGCGGCUCGGGCCACAAGACCCCGUUUCUCGUGGGCUCUGGUCUCCUGCUCAGUGUGGCCCAGCACGUGCUGUUUGUCCUCCAGAGGGACUGACUGUGCCACACCAGGGUGGCCCAGACUGCCUUGGCGGGGCAGAGGGGAGGUUGUUAACUGGGCUGGAUGGUGGUUGGUGGGGAGAGGGGCACAGGAUGGGGGCAGGGAGUGGAAGUUUCAGCGAAGGAUGGAAGGACCAGUCUGCCAUCAGAGGUGACCUGGGAAGAGGAGGACCUUGGGAAAUACCCUGUGUGGGAGGGUGGGGUUUAUGGAUUUCUGCUCUUGUCACAUGAGCAUCAGUUGAAAAAGAGAAGCAACAAUGAACAGGUGCCCUCUGGUGAGAAGACUAGGAAUUGGAAGUUUCUGUGGCUACAGAACUCCAUCCCUGCCCCUCCCCACCCCCAUCUUCUAGGAAACUGGGUCUGCAUGCCUGAAUUAGAGUUAAUCCAUUCAGUUCAGUUCAGUCGCUCAGUCGUGUCCGACUCUUUGCGACCCCAUGGACUGCAGCACGCCAGUUAAUCCAUUCGCUAAGUACUAAAAAUUGUGCCAGUUCUCCUGGUGGGGCAACCAUUAAGUCCAAUCCCUUUGUUUUCUAGUACAACCCUCCUCCCCCUCCUCCAGGAGCCUGGGGACACUAGGGUCCAGGAAGAUGGGUAGGACAGAAGGCCAGUGGGAAGGGGACUUAGACCCAAGGUAGUGGAGGUGGUUCCUGUGGUUCCAGAUGUGUCAGGAGGUGUUUAAAACAAAGAUUCAUUACUCUGCACUUAUUCCCAGGGGUGGCCUUAGCUUCAAAAGAACUUUAGGGCAGGGUAGGGAAAAAAAGAGGAGGGGUAUUGUCUGUGGACAAAUAUAUUUGUAAAAUCUUAAGGUUAAAAAAAAAAAGAUUAAACAGGUUUCUCUUCUGCAGGACUUUUCAAGGGUCUUUUGUGUGCAAACAUGCAUUGUUACUCUCCCGAGGAGGCCACAAAAUCCUCUUUGCUUUGUGUUUUGGAAAGACACAAGAGAUGCUAUAUUAGCGGAGCAGGGAGUCUCCAGCUUGGACGAUCCUAUUAGGUGUGGGAAUUAUCAUGAGCUUUGCACUUCGGGGCUAGGAGAAAAGGUGGCAGCCAGUAGCUGGGCAGGGGGUGCUGAGAGAUUUUCCAGGGUGCAAGGUGGCCAACUGUAAGCUCCCAGGCCAGAAUGCCAGAGCAGGGGCUGUGUGUCUCUAUGUAUGUGCUCAAGUCAUCCUCCACACAUGUGUAAUGAUGACUGCCUUUGUGACACUCUGGCAGUCUCUAAUCUUAAUGUCCUCUCUCUGUAUUUGAAGGGCUGGGUUUUCAAAGCCCACAUGGAUUCAGGGUGCACAGAGCUGUGUUCUUCAAGGGCAUAGUGCUUCUUCUGUGUCUCCAGGUAACACUAGGUAUUAGAAAUGUUGCAGAAAGCACCACUGAGGGCAGGAGUGUUCCGAUGGAUUAUGACCGUUAGCGGUCAUCAGCUCAAUGGGUCUCAGCUGGCAUUAAAAAAAAAUAAGGUAUAACCAAAAAGUCACAGAACUUUGUGUAAUAAGUGUUAUUUUGUGGAUUUUUUAAUUUAAUCUGUAUGCAUUUGUUCAGAUUUUAUAUAUGUGUGUGUGUGUCUGGAUUGCUGCAUACAAUUUAUAUUGUGGUUUAUUGUUAAAAAAGUUUGAAAGUCACUAAUCUGGAACAUACAUGGUUUUUUAAAUGUUUUCUUUGGAAAACUCUCAAACCUACAGAAAAGUUGCAAGAAUAAUAGGUUUCUCAUUUGCUAACAUUGUAUUGUAUUUGUUUUGUCUCUCUCUUUGUUAUUAUCAUUUCUCACAAACAGUUUGAGUUAGUUGUAAACAUCAUGCCUCUUUACUUAUACAUACCUCAAUGUAUAUUUCCUAAGAACAAGGACCUUCUCUUAUCCACAGUGGCACUAUCACAGUCACGAACUUUAUCACUGGUAGAAUACUAUUAUUUAAAAUAGAAACUAUAUAGAAAUUUCAGCAGUUGUCAAAAUGAUUUUUUAGGCAGUCAUUUUUCAUGCGGGUGGAAAAUGAGGUUCCUAGGUCAUGGCUUGUAUUCAUUUGAUCACAGUACUCAAAAUUCUUAAUUCAUCAGUUGAUUUUUAAGGUUUCAAAAUAAAUUCGUUCUCCAAAUGUCUUACUUUUCAAAUGUGAGAACCAGAUGAGGUCAGAAAUGUUGUUUGUUCAAACCGUGUGUUGUGGCCAUGGUAACUGAAUGAGGAUCACGAGAAUCCUGGAGGCGAGAUCUCUGCAUUGGGUAACCAUGUGCAUCCACAGCAGCCUGUGUUUCUGAGGAACAAGGUGCUGCCCUGGGAGGAAUGUCCAUCCUUUAAUUUGGAGUGGGUUCUUGAGAGUCAGCUUCAAAAUGCUGCUCCAAUUCUGCCUGGUGGUGAGGUGGUGAGCUGUUUAAUGAACAUUUGUUUGGCUGAAUGUUUCUAAACAAGUAUAAGCGCUGAAAUAGCCUCCAGGGAACAGAUUUUUAUAGAGCUACCCAGCCCAGUAGAAUUCUGGGAACGUGGGAGUUCCUUACUGCCAAACAGAUCCAGAGCUGCCUGGAACGAGUUCCCAGCGAAUUGUGGCCAUUAUGAGCUCUCAUGAGAGAAAGCAGAGUGGAGAGUUCCCAGUUUGGAGUUCAGUAAGUUUCUUACCCCAUCAUUGGCUAAUUAGUACC
Molecule: messenger RNA, 5033 nt
Organism: Bubalus bubalis (water buffalo)
Lineage: Eukaryota; Metazoa; Chordata; Mammalia; Artiodactyla; Bovidae
Gene: NYX
Product: nyctalopin
Exons: 3
Coding region: 967-2415 (482 amino acids)
Molecular function (GO): protein binding
Source: RefSeq, a predicted model, not a curated record